AUUACAGAUCAGCAAUUUGCCAUAGCGGACUCCAAUUCCAACAGCGUUACGAAAUCAUUUGUGCCGUGCAAAGUUUGUGGCGACAAAGCGUCCGGCUACCAUUAUGGUGUAACCUCGUGCGAGGGUUGUAAGGGUUUCUUUCGUCGCAGCAUACAAAAACAAAUUGAAUAUCGUUGCCUGCGUGAUGGUAAAUGUCUGGUGAUACGUUUGAAUCGAAAUCGUUGCCAAUAUUGUCGCUUCAAGAAAUGCCUCUCGGCGGGCAUGAGUCGAGACU
Bactrocera oleae (olive fruit fly) is the source of this 274-nucleotide messenger RNA. NCBI's taxonomy places the organism in Eukaryota, Metazoa, Arthropoda, Insecta, Diptera, Tephritidae. The record is from RefSeq and is a predicted model, not a curated record.